AAGAGGGCAACGAGGCGGAUGUUGUCGUCUCUGCGAGGGCCCAAACCGGCAAGAUGGCGUCGAGUGGCGGGGAGCUUGGGGGCGUAUUCGACCACCACGUCCAAAAGGCUGUGUGCGACUCGCGGGCCAAGUAUCGGGAGGGGCGACGGCCUCGCGCUGUCAAGGUAUACACAGUCAAUUUGGAAUCUCGGUACUUACUAAUACAAGGAGUUCCUGCAGUGGGAGCGAUGAAGGAAUUAGUUGAGCGAUGUGCUUUAUAUGGUGCAAUUGAACAGUAUAAUGCUCUAGACGAAUACCCAGCAGAAGACUUUACAGAAGUUUAUCUUAUUAAAUUUCUUAAUUUACAAAGUGCAAGGAUAGCCAAGAGAAAAAUGGAUGAACAAAGUUUCUUUGGUGGAUUGCUUCAUGUGUGCUAUGCUCCAGAAUUUGAGACAGUUGAAGAAACCAGAAAAAAAUUACAAGAGAGGAAUGCUUAUGUAGCAAGAACUACUAAAAAUAAAGAUCAUUACAUGACAAAGAAGCAUACAGAUACAAAAGAUUUUAGACAGGACUUCCAUUCGAAGACCUCUGGAUUUCCUGCAGCCUCUUUGAACACAUCUAUUGGGAACUCAGAUCUUUGUCUUCCUUAUUCUUGUGAGUUGCCUUUGUGCUAUUUCUCCCCCAAAUGUACAUGUUCAUCAGGAGAACAUGUGGACAGAGCAUCAAACUCCUCUCAGGAUGGUAGAAACCAUGAUGAAACACUGGAGCAUUGUAACCACUAUGACUCCCUGCAGAAAAUGCAGAUGAAAAGUUUGAAAAAUUCAUUGGCCUUCCCUGGCGCACAGAAGGCUAUUACUACUUCAGAGGCAGUUGACAGAUUUAUGCCUAGGACAACACAACUGCAGGAGCGGAAAAGAAGAAGAGAAGAUGAUUGUAAACAUGGAACUCUUCUUGAAGCAAGUACAAGUAGUAAUGAGGUUAUGAUUGGCCCUCAGUUACCAGACAUUCCUAAAGUGGACAUGCACGAUGACUCGUUGAAUACAACAGCGAGUUUAAUUCGGAAUAAACUUAAAGAGGUAAUUUCAUCUGUGCCGAAGCCUCCAGAGGACAAGCUGGAAGAUGUGCGUGGAAGUCAUCCUUUAAAACAAAGAAGAAGAAUAUAAAUUGUCUGCAGUAAACUAAUAUUUUUAAAAGCCUAUUUAUUUUUGAUUUUUAGGCUGUCAUUUUAAUUCUUAAAGAGAUUUUACUGCUGGUAUUUUUUUUAAUGCACUCCUCUUUGUAAUUUCAUUCAACCUACUUGUCUCAUAUAGUUUCAUCUUUUAAAAUUAGUUUAUCAUGGACAAAAUACAUGCCAGCCAAUUAUGUCCCUUAAAAAAACUAAAACUUUUCCAGAAGUUCCAGCCAG
Balaenoptera musculus (blue whale) is the source of this 1384-nucleotide messenger RNA. RefSeq names its product RNA binding motif protein 48 (gene RBM48). Gene Ontology annotation, molecular function: nucleic acid binding. The coding region runs from base 54 to 1142 and encodes 362 amino acids. Gene Ontology annotation, cellular component: nucleoplasm. NCBI's taxonomy places the organism in Eukaryota, Metazoa, Chordata, Mammalia, Artiodactyla, Balaenopteridae. The record is from RefSeq and is a predicted model, not a curated record. The transcript is spliced from 5 exons.